AUGUGCAGUCUUGCAUGUGUGACUUCGUUGCCGCAGAAGACCUUUCUCCCUGGCCCAGACCUCGUUUUGAGUCGCACCAUGCCCCUUCAGGUGACCUUCGCCUCCGGCAAGGAGGUGAAGGUGACGACAACUUCGGGCAGCAAGGUCAGCGUCCUUCGGCAGGAGAUUGCGGAACAGCUGGACCAACAUCCCAGGUGUGUCGAGCUAAAUGCCGGCGGAGUCCUCGGAGAUGAGGAUUCUGUCCCCGACUCUCAGAUCACCGUGGUGCUUGUGCGGCUGCCGUGGAUUGGGGCUGGCCCAGACUAUGUCAAGGAUGUAGGGGGCGGCGAGUUUGUCAUUGAGGGAGAAGAGAAGAGAGGCUCCAAGCUGAAUGCGCUCUGUGAGGUUGGCUUCUGCAGUGGCCAGGAGUAUUUUGAAGUUGAGGUCCUCGAGGGGGAGGGUGCCUUCAUUGGGGUUACCACCAGGCCUGGGUUUGCGGAAGGCUACAAGAUCAAGGGCCUCUUCUUUGGGGGGCCAGGCAACCUCAGUAACGGCUCCGGUGGUCUGCGAACGCGAUUUGGCGAACAUGUGAAGCCAGGUUCUGUGAUUGGCGUUGGCCUGGACCUGACAGAUGAGGCGACCGUGGGCGUCACGUUCUGGGAGAAAGAUACCUGCCUUGGAGAAGCGUACAAAGGUUGCCCGCGGCAGCCAGGAGCCAUGGUGUACCCUGCUGUGUGUGCAAGCAAGGUCGGGGAUCGUUUCAAGCUCUCUCUACGGAGGAAUCCACGGAAGCAGGAAGUGAAGACACCACAUCCAGCGGUUGGAUCCUGGGACUUGAAGCGCUUGGUUGUUGGGGGGGAGGUUGUGAGCCUUGACAAUGCUUUGACCGUCAAAGGCAAGGGAAGGGGCAAAGGCAAAGGUUAUGCUGCAGAUGGAGAAGACGGAGGUGAAGCUCCUAGCAAAGGCAACAUCGUCAUGACCUUGUCCGAACAACCUGGCACGCCACACUUCCGGCUUGGUCUGAGCUUGGGAAACACUCUCAUGACAACUGUACAAACCAAGAGUGGCUCGAUUGGCACCGAAGAAAUCCAAAUCGGCAUGGUUGCGGGUACUAUGAUGAUGUCACCGCCGCCUUUGAUGGACUUGGAGCAAACUUUCUCGAGAUCGCUGCCCCAGAUCACCUCCUGGAAUGUAACCAAGGACAGCUUGCAGAUGCGUGGAGGAGAUGUUGAAAUAGACUUCGUCCACUAUGACGCCCCUCCGGAGGAACCCAUUUCCAGUGUCACGCUUCCAUAG
Symbiodinium natans is the source of this 1275-nucleotide messenger RNA. The record is from the annotation of a GenBank genome assembly. Lineage: Eukaryota; Dinophyceae; Suessiales; Symbiodiniaceae.